AUGGAAGACGAUCUAAAGAGACCCUACUCCGUUUGUACAAGAGAUGAUCUCAAAGAGAAGAUGAAUCAACAGAUCAAUGCCAUCUCCGAGAUCUUCUGCGUUUCGAACUCUGACGCCACCGUACUCCUCAUGAAACUCCGUUGGAACUCUGAAUUGCUUCAAGAGACUUUGACCGAAGACAAGAAGAAGCUCUUGAUGGAAUCAGGUUUGACAUACACGGUUCAAGAUUUGUCCGGUUCUACUUCUUCUUCUUGUGAUGAGUUUUACGAGUUCUUUGAUGAUGAUGAUAACGAUGAUGAUGAUGAUGAAGAUGUUAAAAUCUCCACACCGUUUUGCUCUCACAAGUUCUCUAUAACUUAUUGGAGUAAGUAUCUUAAGAAGAACUUCUUCGCCCUAGAGAAAACCCUAGACACAAUCUCUUGUCCUCAUCAUAAUUGUGAAGCUUCCGUGGGACGUGACACGAUAACGGCGAAGGAUAAAGAUUGUUACGAUGAGUAUGUUCUCAGAUCUUACUUGGAGAACAAGAAACAGAUCAAACAGUGUCCUGCCUGCAGUUACUUCAUUGAGUUUCAUCGUGAUGCUGAAGAGUGUGGCUUAAACGUUGUGUGUCUAUGUGGUCAUACCUUUUGCUGGAGAUGUAGACUUGAGUCACACGCACCUGUUACAUGUAACAACGCUUCUGAUUGGUUGGUUAGAGACUUAAAGAAGUUGAGUUUAAACGAAACCAACACUAAGCCUUGUCCUCAUUGCCAAACACCAUUAGAGAUUGUUAGUGGCUCACUUUCCUCUCGGUUCAUGUCUUGUGUUAACUGCAGUGGUUAUUACUGUUGGUUGUGUAUGAAGUCACAAGAAUCACACGACUCGGAAUCAGAAGCUUGUGGAGACUAUGUUGAACCCAAAGCAGAACUGGAUAUUUCGUGUUUCGAACGCUUUGAGCUUUCAUUAGUAAAAGCUAAAUCACUGCUCACAGCCUUUGAGGAAUCCAACAACAUGGUUUUGAGAGAAGGGCUGAUGCUGAUUGUUCAAUGCAGACAGUUUCUUAAAUGGAGUUGUGUGUAUGAAUACAUCCACUUAGAGCACGAGGACUCGAAGAAGGAGUUUCUGAGGUUCUUACGAGACUAUGCAAACAAACUUGUCAGGCGUUACGCAAGGACUUUAAAGAAGGAAACAAGAAAGGUUACUUGCUCCAAGGGUAAUCUUUCGGCUGUGACGAGCAGCAUUGGUAACUACUUUUAUAACUUUUCCAAGGCUUUAAAAGAUGGUUUGGAUGUUGUGGAGGUGAAGCACUAUGAUGAUUUUUCUCCUUGUUGGUUAUGUGACCGUUGCACCUAUGCAAACACUUGGCUUCAUAAGGAAUCAGGUUUAGGUGAAGACAAGGACAAGUUAUUGUCUGAAUCAGGUUUGAGUUCACUUAUAACUAAUCAUGUGAAUGAUGAUGAUGAUGAUGGUUUAAUCUCCACGCCGUGUUGCUCUCACAAGUUCUGCAAAACAUGUUGGAGAGAGUACCUUGACUCUCUAGAGAAGAACCAAACUAUAAUCUCAUGUCCUCACCAAAACUGUCUAGCUUCUGUUGGACCAGACACGAUCAAGAACCUAACGGAAAAAUAUAAAGACUUCUACGAGAGUUACAUCUUGAGAUCUUACAUAGAAGAAAAUAAGGGUUUGAUGAUCAAGAACUGUCCCGCACGGGACUGCAACUACGUCAUUGAGUUUCAUCAACCGAACGAUGUUGAAGAGUUUGGUUUAAACGUGGUGUGUCUCUGUGGUCACACUUUCUGCUGGAGAUGCAGCUUUGAGUCACACAGACCAGUGACAUGCAACAACGUCUCUGAUUGGUUAUCUACAGAGGUAGAAGUCUCCGUGGUGGAUCGCUGGGAGGAGCGUAAGGUUGCAAUGGAAGGAGCACAAGACGAUCUACAAGACUUUGAAGAUUACAUAACCAAGAAUCCAGAUAGUUUAAAAGAGCAAGACGUUAGGAUUGUGAGAGAAGGUCUUAUGCUUCUUGUUCAAUGCAGACAGGUUCUUAAAUGGACCUGCGUCUAUGAGUACUUCCACACAGAACAUGAGACAUCAAAGAAGGAGUAUCUCCAGUUCUUGCAAGACAUUGCGAUGACGACGCUGCAAAGCUACUUAAAGACGUUGCUGGAGGAAACUGAAACAGCGUUUUAUGCAGCUGAUGCUUUGGUGGUUUGUAAGUUUAGGCAUAACUUGAAUACUGCUACAAGUAAUGUUGGUAACUUCUUUUAUCAUUUCAUCAAGACUUUGCAAGAUGGUAUUGUGGAUGUGAAGGUGAAGUCUUAUGAUAAUGUUGCUGGUCCUUAUUGGCUUUGUGAUCGGUGUACUUAUGGAAAUAGUUGGCUUGAUAUGAAGUGUAAGAUGUGCUGUGAGGCUACUACAUCUAAAGCUUAG
Molecule: messenger RNA, 2409 nt
Organism: Eruca vesicaria subsp. sativa (arugula)
Lineage: Eukaryota; Viridiplantae; Streptophyta; Magnoliopsida; Brassicales; Brassicaceae
Source: the annotation of a GenBank genome assembly